Cornus florida is the source of this 5053-nucleotide messenger RNA. RefSeq lists its product as uncharacterized. The transcript is spliced from 8 exons. The record is from RefSeq and is a predicted model, not a curated record. Lineage: Eukaryota; Viridiplantae; Streptophyta; Magnoliopsida; Cornales; Cornaceae. Bases 343 to 4812 code for a protein of 1489 amino acids.
AACCGGAGUGGUGAGAGAGACGUAAUAAGGGAAGGCCUUUUUUUCCCUCGCCAGCUGUUCCGUUUGUAACUCUGUUUAGAGAGAGAAAGAGAGAGAGAAGGAGAAGGAGAAGAAGAAGAGCAACACCUUCCUUUCUUUUCCUCUAUCUCUCGCUCAUUCUCUUUCUCCUAUUCGAAACCCUAAUCUCAUCGAUCUCAUUCGUUAAUGCUCCUGAUUGGCUGAUUUCGCUCUCGAUCUGGUGAUUCAGGCGACGCAUUACAGGCGUUCGAUCUGCAAAUCGUGAUUCCCGCAUCUGAAUCCUACUUUGCGAUCGUUUGAACAAGUUGAUCUGUUUUGGUUCCAAUGACGGCGGAAAACGAAGUUCGUAGCGAAGUUUCUGAGGAUUCGAAGGUUGAAAUUGAGGAGAAGUGUGGGUUGGAUAUGAGUUCGUACGAAAAUUUGCCUAAAGUCGGUGGGGAUUGCAACGGGGUGAAGCAUGCUGAUGAUGGUGGUGAAGAAGAUGUGAAUGGGAUUGAGAAUGGUAAUGUGAAGGAUGAUCCAGACCAUUCGUAUGUUUUCGUUAGUCGGAGCAACUCUCCGAAUUAUGAUCCAGUCGAUAAGGAUCUCAAUUCGGAUUGUGCUGACGAAACGAAGUCUGUCCCCAAAUCUUCUCAAAUCGAGGACGCAGAGGUCCAAGUUGGGGAAUUGAAUGGUCAGAAUGGAGAAAAUACUGAAUUGUGUGGGGAGGACAAUUGCAUUGUUGAAGGCGCCGACAAUUCCCCUUCAAACAGUGAUAUUGUUCCGGAAAGUUCCCUGGUCAAACCUGAUGGGGAUGACUGCAAAGUUGCAAAAACUGAUGCAGUGGAGGAGCAAAAUGGUACAUUGGCUGUGGAAAGUUCAGUUGUCAAAACUGAUGGUGAUGACUGCAAAGUUGCGAAAACUGAUGCAGUGGAGGAGCAAAAUGGUACAUUGGCGAUGGAAAGUUCAGUAGUCAAACCUGAUGGUGACGACGGCAAAGUUGCAAAAUCUGAUGCAGUGGAGGAGCAAAAUGAUACAUUGGCAGUAGUCAAACCUGAUGGUGAUGAUGGCAAAGUUGCGAAAACUGAUACGGUGGAGGAGCAAAAUGGAACAUUGGCUAUGGAUUCUGAAUUGCAGCUGGUUGAUGGUGAGGUGAAGGUCGAGAAAGAAAGUCAAUUGGAGUCUGGUAAUGAAUCGAUGCUGCCUGGUGGAGAGCUGAAGGCUGAGGAGCAAAUCCAGUCGGAGUCCGUUCCUGACCCAGAAGAGAAUCAGGGAUCCCCAGUUAUUGUUUCAAAGGCUGGUGAUUGCGAAUCACAGCAGCUCGAUGAUGGCAUACAGAAUAAUUUAGAGUCAACUGCAGAGGUAGAUGAGGUUCUGCAGUCCCAAACUAUGGUGUCUGAGGCUGAUCACUCCGAUGAUGAAAAGCUUAAGUCUGAGGAACAGAAUAGUUUAGAGUCAACUGCAGAGGUAGAUGAGGUUCUGCAAUCCCAAACUAUGGUGUCUGAGGCUGAUCACUCCGAUGAUGAAAAGCUUAAGCCUGAGGAACCGAAUAGUUUAGAGUCAACUGCAGAGGUAGAUGAGGUUCUGCAAUCCCAAACUAUGGUGUCUGAGGCUGAUCACUCCGAUGAUGAAAAGCUUAAGUCUGAGGAACCGAAUAGUUUAGAGUCAACUGCAGAGGUAGAUGAGGUUCUGCAAUCCCAAACUAUGGUGUCCGUGGCUGAUCGCUCCAAUGAUGAAAAGCUUAAGUCUGAGGAACGGAAUAAUUUAGACUCAACUGCAGAGGUCCAUGAGGUUCCGCAAUCCCAAACCAGUGUGUCCGAGGCUGAUCACUCCGACGAUGAAAAGGUCAAGUCUGAGGACAAAAAUAAUUUGGAGCCAAUUGCAGAAUUAGACGGGAGUGAAGAGUCAUUGCUUAAUGAGGAACAAGAUAACUUAAAGUCAACAGCAGUGACACAGAAGAGUCGGGAAUCUGAAAUUGUGGGUAUAUGCGCCGUUGAACCUCAAUUGUCUGAGGUUGAGGCUGAAAAGGCGAAGUCUGAGGAGCCAACAGAGUUAGGAUCAGCUAGGGAAGUAGAAGAAAGUCUGGAUUCUCAAAUCACAGUUUCAGAAUCUGCUGCAUCCGAGUCCUGCCAGCUUGAUAAUGGGGAGGAGAAGCUUGUGGAAGAAAAGAAAACAGAUUUUGGUAUAGACAUGAAAGCCGAUCAGCAAGCUGACAUUUUGGUUACCGACAGUGUUGAUGGCAAUUUGGAUCAGGGCAAUGAAUCUGCAAAUAUUACAAACAAGACAGAUGUAUCAUUAGAAACUGAAAUUGCCAAUGAUUCUGUCUCCGAUGCAAUGGUUAGGUUGCCUACUUCUCAUGUUGAAGAUGGUAUUUCACAAACUGAAGUACUUAAUGAAGGCAUUGACGGCAGUGAAAGACCACCUGAAUUGAAUGCGUCUUCUGAAAAUGCUGAAAUAUUGCCUUCCUCUAGCCGUUGCAUGAGAUCAGAAAUUAAGUUUGGGACUGUGUCAGAAGGUUCUGAAAGUUUUCCUACUGGUUCUGAUGACAGCACAGAGGUAGAACAAGAGGUUGAAUGUGGGUCUUCUCUAGCUACUGAUAGUUUUCCUACUUGUUCUGCUGAUGAUAUAAAAUCUGAAAAUGAAGUUGAAAAUCUCAAUGUUAAAAGCAGAGAAACUAUCCUUCCUUGUCCUGUUGAUGAUGCAAAAUCAGAAAUUGAAGAGAAGGGCCCUGAUGGAGAUGAUAGAGUCCUUCCUUGUCCUGUUGCAAAAUCAGAAAUUGAAGAGAAUGGCCCUGAUGGAGAUGAUAGAGCGUCUUGCCCUGCUAAUGAUAUGAGCUCCGAAAUUGAAGAUGAUGGCCCAGAAGUCGUGAAUAUUGAAAAAGUAGGAGGUCAAUUUAAUAGUGGAGAUGGAGAUGACGAUGACAAGAUAGCAUGCCAAGAAACCAAAGGUGAUGAAGGAACCAGUGGGGAUGGGUUCUCGACAUCUUCACCAGAGGAUUCUAGUGCUGAUGCUAUCGAUGAACGGAAUGUGGGUGUGGAAACCAGGAGAAGGCCAUUCCGUUUCUUGAUCAGGAUUCCAAGAUAUGAUGAUGAAAAUAUUAGAGAACAGAUCGGACGUGCUCAGCUACAACUUGACGAGAAGACACAACUUAGGGAUGCUAUUCGAGUUGAAAUCCAGACGAAAAGGGCCAAUUGUGAGGACUGUUAUCGUAAAUAUGAUGCUGCCAAAUUAGGAGAGAUAGCUGAACGGGGGUUGCUUAGGUCAAAAUUCCAGGAAAUAGAAUCUAUUAAAUCUGUGCUUAACAGAGUGAAGAGUGCAAUUUCUGUUGAGGAUAUUGAUGGCAGGAUACAAAGUAUGGAACACAUGAUAGAACAUGAAACCAUGCCUUUGAAAGAAGAAAAGCAGUUUAUUCGGGAAAUUAAGCAACUGAAGCAACUUCGGGAACAGCACUCUUCAAAUAUGAUGAGUAGCCAGGACGAAGUUCACCGGGCUUUGGACGAUAGUGUCCAAAUGGAAGAGCGUUUGAAGAUUCUGAAGAAGGAAGUGAAAUCCCUCAAAGACAAGGUUUCGGAAGCCAAAGUGACCACUGAUGCGGCAGAGAAGAUAUAUUUUGAUGAAAAUAAAAAAGUACAGGAAUUAAAAGCCAAGUUUAGAGCUGCAGAUGGUAUUCGCCAAGAAGCAUAUGCACAUUUACAGCGUCUGAGGAAGCAAUUGUAUGAGAAGAACAAACAUUUUAGAAUGUACAAGGAUGAUGUGAUGGCAGCCAAUGAUUGUGAAUCGUCUGGAAAUAGAGAGGCACUUUAUCGUCUUUGUGUUAACCAGGUGGAGAGAUUCAUGGAAUUGUGGAACAAGGAUGAUGAAUUUCGAAGAGACUACGUCAAAUGCAACACCAGGAGUACACUGAGGAGAUUGAAUACAUUGGAUGGUCGCUCACUUGGGCCCGAUGAGGAACCACCUGUACUGCCCAAUUUGGUGAAUGAGAGAGUUGAUAGGUCUCUUUUUAACCGUGUCAAAGCCAACGCCAUGUCAGUCAAAGCCAAUGCCGUGUCAGUGAUUUCAACCAUUGAACAAGUAAAACAGGGGUCAUCAAUGGAAGGUGAAGCAGCGGAUGGUAAAGCCGCAGUGAAGGUGGAAAAACAAAAGAAUCAGGCAGUAAAAACUAAAGAACCUGCCAAACCUGUGGUGGAAACUGGAUCUGCAACUGUUUCCGGUCGGGUUGAGAGUGAAGAAACAAAAGAGGAAGAGCCUAAGCAAACAAAGGAGGAACAGGAAUUGGCCAGGAAGGCGGAGGAAUUGAGGAAGGCAGAGGCAGCAGCCAAGCUGAGAGAGCAACGCCGGUUGGAAGAGAAGGCCAAAGCUAAGGAGGCAUUAGAAAGGAAAAAACGAAAUGUAGAGAAGGCCCAAAUGAGGGCUGAGUUAAGAGCUCAGAAGGAAGCUGAACAGAAAGAGAAGGAGAGGGAGAAGAAGGCAAGGAAAAAGGAAAGAAAGAAGGGAGUUGCAAUAGAGGCCACCGAUGGUAACAAUGAAGGAGAGACUGCUCCAACCUCAGAAAAUCCAAUUGAAACUACCAAGGAGCCCGAGAUGAAGGAGCGUGCUAUGUCAGUAACAAAAAGGCCUCAAAAACCGUCGCGGUUCACUAAGCAGAGCAAGGUAAAAUCUAUACCAUCUAUCCCUCCACCUCUUCGCAACAAAGGUAAGAGAAAGAUGCAGACAUGGAUGUGGGUCAUUCUUGCAAUCCUAGUUGUUCUUGCCUUGUUCUUGUUGGGGAACAUCGGCUUCUCUUUCGAUCUCGGGCUGCAACGCCUUGGCUUCUGAAUGCUUUUUGCAAUUAGUUUGGGUAAUCAACUGAGGUUUGACGGAAAAAUAGGCAAUUCUUUUGUUCUCUACUCGGAAAUUGUUAUUUGUCUAGUUUGCAUAAACUUACCACCACUAUAUUGGCUUUUCGUUUUUCACACACCAUUUAUAGAUUGUCUGUUAUAUUCUAUAUGAUCAAUAACAGAAUGUUUUCAGUAUUGCUUCCAACCAUUAUAAAUAAUAAGCACAAUGUUUCCUGACA